This is a messenger RNA of Marmota flaviventris (yellow-bellied marmot), 581 nucleotides long. The record is from RefSeq and is a predicted model, not a curated record. NCBI's taxonomy places the organism in Eukaryota, Metazoa, Chordata, Mammalia, Rodentia, Sciuridae.
CGCAGGACUCCCACCAGCCCCACUUUCAGUGCAGGCUCCUGCCGUCCACUCCCACCCGAGUUGCAGGAUGUCGAUGACAGACUUGCUCAGCGCUGAGGACAUCAAGAAGGCGAUCGGAGCCUUUGCUGCUGUCGACUCCUUUGACCACAAAAAGUUCUUCCAAAUGGUCGGCCUCAAGAAAAAGAGUGCGGACGACGUGAAGAAGGUGUUCCACAUCCUGGAUAAGGACAAGAGCGGCUUCAUCGAGGAGGAUGAGCUGGGAUUCAUCCUAAAAGGCUUCUCCGCAGACGCCAGGGACCUGUCUGUGAAGGAGACCAAGACACUCCUGGCCGCUGGAGACAAGGACGGGGACGGCAAAAUUGGGGCUGACGAAUUCUCCACUCUGGUGUCUGAAAGCUAAGAGGCGCUGCCGCCCGGGGCCUCCCCCUCUGCCCCCGACACCCCGUCUCAGCCGUUGUGUCCCCUCUGGAUUUUCUGUUGGGUUUAUUGAUGUUAUUUUUUACUCCCCCACCCCCUGUGGCUCUCAAAUGACACCGUUCUUCUGGAAAAUGCUGGAGAAACAAUAAAGGUCGUACCCAUCG